GCGACGAACAUUUUGUAAACAUUUCGAGGCAAUUUAUCGAGACUCUUAUCAACUAACCUUAUGGAUAAUCUUGUGAAGGUUCAUGGAGGUGGUGGCUAUGACUCUGACUUCAGUGAUGAUGACGGACAGGGGGAGCCCUCAGAACGAGCUCUUAAAAGGAAACAUGAGGAGGAAAUCUUACAGAAGCCUUUCCAGAAAGGUCAGCACGCCAAGGUUGCUCACAGCAGCUAUCAUUCUAAUGAAGUGGACAGAGAGGAAGCGAGGAACAGAAGAGCCCAUCUAAUAUCGAUGAAUGCUUUUGAACGUCAUAAGAAGUUUGUGGGCGACUACAUUUUGUAUUACGGAGGACAGAUGGCUGACUUUAGACGCUCCACUACCAAAGACAAAACCGAUGUGGAUGUGCUGCGUGAAAAUCAUCGCUUCCUCUGGAAGGAUGAAGACGAGGAAGACAUGACAUGGGAAAAAGAACUCGCCAAGAGCUAUUACGACAAGCUGUUUAAGGAGUACUGUAUCGCUGACGUCAGCAGAUACAAGGAAAACAAGUUUGGAUUUCGUUGGCGAACUGAGAAGGAAGUUGUCUCUGGCAAAGGUCAGUUUCAGUGUGGAAACAAACAUUGUGAGAAGGAGGAUGGCCUUAAAAGCUGGGAGGUGAAUUUCGCCUAUGUCGAACACGGGGAGAAGAAGAACGCUUUGGUCAAACUAAGACUGUGCCCUGAAUGCUCUUUCAAACUCAACUACCAUCACAAGAGAAAGGAAGUAAAAGCAAAGACAAAAAUUAAAAGGAUAUCGCAAGAGAACCAGGAGCCACUAAAGAAGAAGAAGAGGAAGAGAUCGUCUUCUCAUUCUAAGAAACGCAAACAUAAGAAGCACAGAGAUCGUUCCACCUCAUCCAGCAGCUCAGAGUUUGAGUCACAAAAGUCAGACAAAGAAAGUGAAGCUGGGGAUGAGCCAGAGGACCAAUCAGAAGCUGACCACUGGCGAGGACCCGCCCCUGCUGUGGAGGAAAAGUCAAGGGAGGAAGAGUUUGAUGAGUACUUUGAAGACAUGUUUCUUUGAAUCUGCUGGUGUCAACGGCAGCCCUGCUGUGACUACAUUUCUUUUGAAUCCCACUGACAUUAAGUAUGUUCUUUUUAAGUCUUGUGUGUAUGAAAUAAACAUAAUGUUUAUCCAGCCUGUACCUAUCAGUCUUUUAUUUACACUUCUGGCAUCAUCUGUGUUUCUGUCUCCCCCACCAUCAUGUGAGAAUAAUUGAAAGUAGUUUUAGACAGCAUGGCUCCAGGGAUGGCAAAGUCUGACUUGCUAUGAUGAAGAAUGAAAACUAUCCAUAACUUUUUGAUUGAUUGGUGUGAAAAAAGUGUCACUUUGUGAUGAAUUACUUGAAUAAUGUUUUAUUUUAACAACUGCUGCCAACUUCAUUUCAUCCAUUUGUUCUAAAAUCCAAAUCCAAUGCUCAUGUUUCUGUAUGACGAUGUGUUGAAUCAUAUUAUAUAUAUUCCCAGUAUUGGACCUGACAAAAGUGAUUGAGCUGUGGUUCUUGCAUGCAGUUGUGUUUCAAAAUUUGCAAUUUUUU
Molecule: messenger RNA, 1570 nt
Organism: Melanotaenia boesemani (Boeseman's rainbowfish)
Lineage: Eukaryota; Metazoa; Chordata; Actinopteri; Atheriniformes; Melanotaeniidae
Gene: fra10ac1
Product: FRA10A associated CGG repeat 1
Exons: 14
Coding region: 61-1056 (331 amino acids)
Biological process (GO): dephosphorylation
Molecular function (GO): phosphatase activity
Source: RefSeq, a predicted model, not a curated record